AUGGCGGUUGCAAUUAAAAAGGAAAAGACAAAAUUUGCUCCUGUUAAGGAAGUUUUAUCUGAAAAGGAUCAUAAUAAUUACACUAAAUUCCAGGAUACAUCUAAAUUGGAAUGGUUUUGUAGGACGUCAAAUCACAAAAAAUUCAAAUCACAUAGCUUGUUGAAAGCAGUAAGAAACCCAACGGAAACAAGGAUAGAGACGCAGACUCUGUAUUUUACGGAUCUCACCAAUGACAAAUGUGGAUUUAUCCAACUAUUAUAUUCAAGUAUUAUGGGGGGUAUAUAUAAAGGAUUUCAGUUAAAUUUCAAAGUAUUCAAAGCUAGUAGCGGGGAGGACUCUGAAGAGAACAUUGAUAUAUGGGAAAGCUUCAAAAUUGAUAAUAUCAAAGAUUUCGAUACAUUGAAAGUAGAAUCGGACAAUGUAACUUUUCAUUUUGUGCCUCUGAAAGAUUCUUCAUCAGAUGGGUUUGCUCAGUUGUUAAUUAAGAUAGACAUUCCAAAGGGAAGCACAAACUGUUUGCUAAAGGAUUUGAAAGUUGACAUGACCGUAAAUCUACAAGAGGGAUUUAUAAUAAAUCCAGAUGGCUCCAACUACUACCUUGAUAAGAGCAUAAGCUUAGAAGAAUUGACUAAAAGAGACUCUUCCAGUACGUCUAGAAGGAUGAUCAGACAUGUAUUUGUUCCUAGAGGGUUUUGCAAUGGCACUAUAUCAUACAAAAAAAACGAUACACUUGUAAAACUAGACCUGAAAGACACGCCUAUGUUAUACUUAGAUGCCGUCCAGGGGCUGAUACCUAAUAAGGCGGCAAGCAAAUGGAAUUUUCUUUGUUUCAAUGGUAAGAAAAGUUCAAUGAUGUGUAUUGAAUUUACCACAACAAAAGAAUACGGCAGUGCUACAGUGACUAUAUGGGCGGUUAGUGAUAAAGACAAGAUUUUGGAGGUAGGAUCAAGUGUGAACGAUCAUGCGGUGAAGUUCCCAUCCACACAAGAGGAUAAGCAAAAUGGUUGGAAAUAUCCCACAUCUAUUGCAUUCCCUCGCGGCUUUGAAGAAUCUAAUCUAAGAUUAGUCAAUAGAUAUGAUAUAAUGAGUGAGCUGCCUGCUUUCAUUAGGUCAAUUGCUGAAAAUUUAGCAAACAUGAAGCCUUUUAUUUACCAAUUCUGCCAAAGAUCAAAAUUCGACGAUGAUGAAGGAGUUUCCAUCAUCGAAAGUACGUUUAUUAACUGA
Molecule: messenger RNA, 1224 nt
Organism: Saccharomyces mikatae IFO 1815
Lineage: Eukaryota; Fungi; Ascomycota; Saccharomycetes; Saccharomycetales; Saccharomycetaceae
Exons: 1
Coding region: 1-1224 (407 amino acids)
Biological process (GO): response to oxidative stress
Cellular component (GO): cytoplasm
Source: RefSeq, a predicted model, not a curated record